Messenger RNA from Gastrolobium bilobum, 1102 nucleotides. RefSeq names its product BIIDXI-like protein At5g11420. The transcript is spliced from 3 exons. The record is from RefSeq and is a predicted model, not a curated record. The coding region runs from base 2 to 1102 and encodes 366 amino acids. Lineage: Eukaryota; Viridiplantae; Streptophyta; Magnoliopsida; Fabales; Fabaceae. Gene Ontology annotation, cellular component: plant-type cell wall.
CAUGAAGGGAAGGUUCAUGUUUCUGUCGGUGCUCUUGUGUGCCACCUUUCAUCUCUCCUUCUCCUUUAAGGACGGACUAGUGGCAAAUGGGAAUUUUGAGUUGGGGCCAAAGCCAUCUGAUCUGAAAGGCACGGUGGUGAUUGGUGGCAGCCACGCCAUACCGGAGUGGGAGAUCUCUGGCUUUGUUGAGUACAUAAAAUCAGGGCAGAAACAGGGUGACAUGUUGCUUGUGGUGCCAGAGGGAGCAUAUGCGGUGAGGCUUGGGAAUGAGGCUUAUAUUAAGCAAAAUAUAAAAGUGAUAAAGGGAAUGUACUAUUCUAUCACGUUUAUGGUAGCACGCACAUGUGCACAAGAGGAACGAAUCAAUGUGUCUGUGGCUCCAGAUUCAGGAGUGAUCCCAAUACAAACAUUGUACACAAGCAGUGGUUGGGAUCCCAUUGCUUAUGGAUUCAAAGCAUUAUACAAUGUGGUUGAAAUGGUUAUCCAUAACCCUGGAGUGGAGGAGGAUCCAGCUUGUGGCCCCCUCAUUGAUUCUGUUGCACUCAGAACUCUCUACCCUCCUAGACCAACUAACAAGAACCUAUUAAAGAAUGGUGGUUUUGAAGAAGGACCAUAUGUGUUCCCCAACACAACUUGGGGUGUGCUAAUCCCACCCAACAUUGAGGAUGACCACUCUCCCCUACCAGGAUGGAUGGUGGAGUCCCUAAAGGCAGUGAGGUACAUAGAUUCUGAGCAUUUCUCAGUCCCAGAAGGCACAAGAGCUGUGGAGCUUGUAGCAGGUAAAGAAAGUGCCAUAGCACAAGUGGCUAGAACCAUUCCUGGCAAAACCUACGUACUCUCAUUUGCUGUGGGAGAUGCUAGCAAUUCCUGUGAAGGGUCUAUGAUUGUGGAAGCAUUUGCAGGCAAAGACACUAUAAAAGUGCCUUAUGAGUCCAAAGGCAAAGGUGGGUUUAAACGUGCAGCCCUUAAGUUUGUGGCUGUUGGCCCAAGAACACGUGUUAUGUUCCUUAGCACAUUCUACACCAUGAGGAGCGAUGACUUCUCUUCGCUGUGUGGGCCUGUGGUUGAUGAUGUCAAGUUGCUUAGCCUACGUAAACCAUAA